This is a messenger RNA of Parasteatoda tepidariorum (common house spider), 4067 nucleotides long. RefSeq names its product tryptase alpha/beta-1. The record is from RefSeq and is a predicted model, not a curated record. Gene Ontology annotation, molecular function: serine-type endopeptidase activity. Gene Ontology annotation, biological process: proteolysis. Lineage: Eukaryota; Metazoa; Arthropoda; Arachnida; Araneae; Theridiidae.
GAUUACACAAGGUCAUAGUCGCUAUAGGGGAAUUAUUAUCCAUUGGCCAACAAAAUUAGUGACGUCAAGGCAGGAUGUUGGGAAUUCUGAAAGAACUAUUUACGCAAUAACAGCUUGUCUAUUUGAAAGAGGUGUUACUGUUGGUGGUUCGUAGUGUGUGUGUCCUAGUGACCCAUAACCCGCAGCUGCUAGGUAUCAGUUUUGAAGCCUCAUCGCCUAGGCACUUGCGGCCCAGGCCUGCGUGGGUGCUUGAUGGGUAAAGUUGACAGCAAAAGAGAGCCGGUUUAAGGCCGUGCUUGCAUGCUUAGACAGUGGGUGCACUACAAUGGAUACAAUGCAGAUACACUUCGCAUAUAUGAUUAUCAUAUGGUUACUAAGCUCAAGCGUAGUGCUCACACAAUUUCUUUCAACCAUAGCCGCUCUUAGAAGUCAGUGUCAUUGCAUGGAAUACUGGGAAUGCGUUGGAUCUGGUGGAAAACCAUAUUCUUAUUGCUCAUACAGCAGCAAAGUAUGCUGCUUCAUUGAUCCGAAUGCCGUGUCCAUAGGAAUCUUACCUAUUCAGAAGAAAUCUGAAAAUUGUGGAACCAAAGGUCCUCAUGAUGAGAGAGAUGGUUUUACAGAACCUGGAGAAUGGGCCUGGCAUGCUGCUAUUUUGGAAAAACCUCAAGACCUCUACGUAUGUGGAGCAUCAUUAGUCGAUGAAUAUUGGAUUCUUACGGCAGCUCAUUGUGUUGAUGAAUACACUUCUCCAAAUGUUUUAAAAGUUCGCCUUGGAGAACACGAUGUUUCUUCUACAUCAGAGCCUUACAAUUAUGAAGAGUUCGAUGUUAAAAGGAUUGUUGUGUACCCAACUUUUAAUAACCGAUCGCUGCUGCAUGAUAUUGCUCUCGUUCAACUAAAUAGACCAGCUAAACGGAGAGCUAAUGUAAAUGUGGUAUGCAUGCCUUCUGAAGGGACAACCAACAAUGAACUUAUUCUUUCUCACAAAUGUUUUGUUACUGGCUGGGGCAAGGAAAUCGGAAAUGAUGAACAUACAGUCGUUUUAAAAGAAGUGAAUGUACCGUUGUGGAGAAAUGAUGAUUGCGAACGAGCUCUGAGGUUUCAUUUUGGACCAAAUUAUAAAUUACCCGCAACUUCUCUUUGCGCAGGCGCAGAGGGUAGAGACGCCUGCGAUGGUGAUGGUGGUGGUCCUUUGACGUGUGAAAAGAAAGGGCGAUGGUAUCAAGUUGGAAUUGUUUCGUUCGGGAUAGGAUGUGGGCAACCAAACACUCCUGGAAUCUACACCAGAGUAGAAAGCUACAGCAACUGGAUACACAGAGUAGUUGCAACUACGUCUUUAUCAUUCUACGUCCAACAUAUUCUUUUCCUUCUCAAGGUAAGAGCUAUCCAUACGGAGCGAAAAACACUUUCUCCAAAUAACAAACCCUUUUUUUUACUAGUUUUAUUGUUUUUUUUCCAUUUGACUCUUGUCAACUGGAGGGGUGACGCCUUUUCUUUGAGUCUUCAGCAUUUUACACGCUCUGAGAGGCUGCCUGACCCCAUUCUUAAAUUUCAGACUGAUUCCUGUGUCAAAAGCAGCGAACUCAUCUUCAUAUGGGUGAGAGUAAGCCAAACUGUUAUCACUGAAAGAAUUAAAAGACCUGUCCAGGGAAAGUGUCGCAUCAAGCUUUCACCGGAUAAGAGAAAGUUGGAAAGGGGAAUCACUGUUCUUUUUCUCUGUGGUCUCAUUGAUUCCAAAGGAACAGAAGCUAAAAUUUAUGUAAUGCAGACUUCAAUUCUCAUUUCUUUCUUUCAACUACUAUGGAUGAAAACAGUGCUAUCAAAUAAUUUUGGAAUACCAUUUCAACUGUCUUAUGCACCGUCAACUAGAAUUGUAACUGAAGCAGAUCCUGCAAGUUCUGAAGACAAUAAAACAAUAAUAUUUCAGAAUUUUGUUCCCAGGCAAUUGAAUCGGGCAUACACUAUAGUUUAUCCUCUCACUUUUCCUCAGAAUAGAGGUGGCAGAUUCCUGAAUUUAACCCUUCCCUCAGCUCCACUUUUGAUAAAUGAAGUACAAUCUAGAGUCAUAAGUAAGCCAGAACCAUAUCCAAAAUUCGGAUUUUACUCUUCUUUCCCUGUUUUAAGGCAGGACUCAAUUGAAGAAAUUGUUCCACAAAAUAUCCCAGAGGAUAGCUACGAUGAUUCUUCAGAUCUAGCAGAUGAUAACAACAGUAUACAAAAAUUUGAGUUCCCACCUUUAUCAGAUCAGUAUGUCUCAAAAUCGAAUAUUCCCUUCCCUGCAUCUAAGGUGUAUACGAACGAAUCAAGUGACGAUACAACUUCAUCCGAUAACAAGCAAUCCAUUUCUAAAUUCCCGUCACUUGGAUAUGGCAAAUACCCACCUCUUGCACCUAAUCCACCACCAAGAGUUAAACCUGUCAGUCCUCAACAAGCUAUACGUCCACUAAAAGCACCUCUUAAACCAGUAACUCCUCAAUACUUAUUUCCUCAAUCGCCAGUAGUUCCAGUUAUCAAAUCAUCUGCACCUCCAGCUCCACAAAAAUCAAUUGCCUACAAACCUAGAGUGAAUAUAAAUACCGCUGUUCCUCCUCCUACCAAUAUUAAUAAGCAACCAAAAAAUAUUUCUCCACCACCUCCAGGGAAGGGCCAGAUAUUUCCACAGGAACUACCGAUUGAGCAUCCUUCAGGAAUAAAUCCACCUGUUGGAUAUUAUAAGAAACAGCCAAUACCACCAGCUGUUACAAGAGCCCCACAAUAUACAUCCUGCAUUUGUGUUCCUUACUAUUUAUGCAAAGACGGAGUUUUGAAUUCUGGUGGAAGGCUUCUAGAUGCUCGUAAACGACGAAUUAGAUCUCUGAAUUACAUCAGACAAAAUAAAAAUAUAACAGCAUUACCAUUUAAAUCGAAUAUUGUAAACUCGAAUCCUGUGGGACAAAACCGAGAUCAAGGAGUUUGCGAGCCAAACAAGGUUUGCUGUGAAAUUUAUUUUGAUAACAUUGAUGACACAGAUAAUAAUGAUAAUGUUUAUCCAGUGGCAACACCAUUACCAGAACUUCCUGUCUACCCACCACCCCCAAGAUAUCCCGCAAAACCUAGAGCACCAUAUUCUUGUGGUGUUCAGCGAGUUUCUGACAUGAUAUGGUCUAGACAAGCGCAAUAUCCAACUGAUACUGCUGAUUUCGGAGAAUAUCCAUGGCAGAUAGCUAUUUUGAGGAAAGUUGUUGGAGAUAAAAACCUCUAUCUUUGUGGUGGUGUUUUGGUAGCUCCGCAGUGGAUAGCUACUGUGGCACAUUGUGUCAGCAAGUAUGCCAAUUCACCUCUUCUUGUUCGACUCGGAGAAUGGGACGUUAAGAGAAAAGAUGAAAUUUAUCCAUACACUGAGAAAGAUGUGACUACUAUGGUUGUUCAUCCAGACUUUGAUCCUGAAACCCUACAAGGUGACCUGGCAUUGCUUCGCUUGACGGAACCCGUUGAUAGAUUACCUCACAUUAAUCCAGCUUGCCUACCAACGCCCGGACAAGUAUAUGAUGAUCAAAAAUGUUGGGUUUCAGGAUGGGGUAAAAAUUUCUUUGGGUCACAAGGAGAGUAUCAGAAUGUCUUAAAAGAAGUUGAUAUUCCCGUCAUCAGCCGAUCACUUUGCAGUUCACAAUUAAGAAGUACUAAUCUUGGACCUGAUUUCGUUUUGCACCCAGGAUUUCUUUGCGCUGGCGGAGAAGUCGGAAAAGAUGCUUGCACGGGAGACGGUGGUAGUCCUCUAGUGUGCAAAAGUAAAGGAUUGUGGUACGUUGUGGGAUUGGUUUCAUGGGGUAUUGGAUGUGGCCAAGCUGGUGUACCUGGCGUAUAUGUUAAUGUACUAUAUUACUCCGACUGGAUUAAUAAAGUAAUUCGAAAUAGUUAAGGAUGGAGGAAUGAUACUUCAAGGCGACAUACUGUUUGUGAUUUUAUAUUUUUACUCAUGUUACCUACCACCAUUUUGUAAAUAGUUAUCCAAAAUAGUGUUAUUUUUUUGACAGUUUGCAUACUUGUAAAUUUUCUUUGAACAUAAAUAAAACAUUUUUUCAUGCAAU